UGCAACUGCAACGAGACCUGCAGGAACCAGCUCCAGCCCCGGCAGCUGGAGGAGCUGGAGGAGCUGGGACACCUCAGGGACAGCUCUGGGCUGGAUUUGGCUGGGCCAUGGUGCAGCUGGAGCUGUGGGCGGCCGCGGCGCUGAUGCUGCUCGGGGCGGCCGUCAGCCUCUGCAUCAGGUGCCAGCUCUCAGCUACCAAACGGGAGGCACAGCUGAACCAGCGGAGGAGCCAGCUUGAAAGCCAGCAGAGAUUUGAGGUGAUUCGAUCCCAUACCAUUGCAACCCGAAGGCUGGAAAAAAGUAAGGAACCUGAAAACUUCUCAAUAGCAAGUAAAGCCACUGAAGAGCUCAGUGCUUCCCAUCACCCUGGAUAUGGGAGCAGGGACGAGCCCAGGUACCAGAAUUUCCUGACAGAGAGCUGCCUGCAAGAAGAAACUGCCUAUGUGGAGCCCAUGUCUCUGGAUCACUACUACAACUGCAGCAGGCUCUUCAGUCCACCCCGUGCCAGGUCUGCAGGCAAGCCAGAGAAAGAUGAGGAUUCCUGUUCCUAUGAAAAUGUCACCAUUGGAGCAUCUCAGGGCUCUGAUUCAGAUGACGCUGUGGACUAUGAGAACAGCAUGACAAUACUCACAUGGAAGCUCCAGCAAGGACAAGCCCCACUGACAGAAAGCCUGGAUGAUGAGCCAGACUACAUCAACACAGCUCCUGUGUCAGGCCGUGCCCUGCUGCCACAGCAAAGUAUUCUGCAUAAAGUCUGAAGAAAUCUCUUGCUGAGCAGUAAGAGCACACCCAGUGAACAAGCACACGGGGAGAGGCGAGAUUUCCAUCCCUCAGUGAAAUCUCUUCUCCAAACUGUGCCUGCAGUGACAUAGAAGGGGUGUUACUGAAAGAACUGCACUGCUUGAAGCCCCACAGAAGUCCAACUGCAAACCAGCAACUGGAGAAAGUGUUCUGCCCCCAGAGACCACGGGCAAGCCCCAGGCUCCUCAUCCUCAGUUUCAUCCCAAUCCCAUUUCCCUGCGUGUCCACUAGAAGAUGGCCAGUCUGGGCAAUGUUUUCUCCUGUCAGGCAUUGAGUCCUUAACUUGCUGAGCAGUAAUGCAGCAGCUACUUAAUUUGUCAGGGUGACUCAUGCACGAUGGCAUUAAGCCGGAGGGAUUACGUUCUGAUUUAGUUCCUGUGCUCUCCUACAGAAGCAGUUUCCUACGAGAGAGGAACUGGCGAGGCAGAGGUGGUGUUUGUAACAGCAGUGGCUGUCUGGAGCUGAAUGAGAUUCCAACCUGUUCACAAAAGCUAAAGAGGAUUUAAUGCCUGCUUAUCCAUGGGCAUGCAAUUCACAGUGUUGGUCUAUGGCAGUUUGCCUCAUGUUUCAGUACCUAUUUUAUAAUGAUACAAAGAACCAGCAGCAACUGUGAGAGUCAGAUCCACAGCCACCAGCCUCAGAAACUGCACCAUCCUUCACUAUGGCUGUUGGAACAUCAUCCCAGGAACAGAAUCCCAUCUCCUCACCCCUGAUGUACAGAUCUGGCGCUUCUGGAACACUUAUUUA
Molecule: messenger RNA, 1548 nt
Organism: Passer montanus (Eurasian tree sparrow)
Lineage: Eukaryota; Metazoa; Chordata; Aves; Passeriformes; Passeridae
Gene: LAT2
Product: linker for activation of T cells family member 2
Exons: 13
Coding region: 108-758 (216 amino acids)
Biological process (GO): B cell activation; calcium-mediated signaling; B cell receptor signaling pathway
Cellular component (GO): plasma membrane
Source: RefSeq, a predicted model, not a curated record